Molecule: messenger RNA, 3937 nt
Organism: Drosophila ficusphila
Lineage: Eukaryota; Metazoa; Arthropoda; Insecta; Diptera; Drosophilidae
Gene: TTLL4A
Product: tubulin polyglutamylase TTLL4
Exons: 12
Coding region: 506-3709 (1067 amino acids)
Biological process (GO): protein polyglutamylation; microtubule cytoskeleton organization
Cellular component (GO): cilium
Molecular function (GO): tubulin-glutamic acid ligase activity; tubulin binding
Source: RefSeq, a predicted model, not a curated record
UGCUCACGCUGUCAGCUCCAAACUGUGCACAUGGACAUUCUUCAAAAAAACAAAAAAUCCAGUAGUUUAGUUUUUUGUUGUCGUAGGCUGUGAAAAGUUUUAGUAAAAAUUUAAGAAUUUCAGUACAAACGUGGAACUGGAAACUACUUUAUAAGCCAAAUAAUUGUAGACGAAAUUGUGCAUUUGCUAUUAGUUAUAUCGUAGGUGGUUUUGCUUCAUUUACAUGGCGCUGUUUUUUGUGCUGGCAAUGUAAUUACACCGAGCUGACGACAAGUGCCAGUGACCUAGAUUUUGGGAGUCCUGCGCUUGAGAUACCACCGCCACCGCAAUUCUGCUCCGUUCGCCUGUCAAAUCCUUCCUGCAGCAACAAAGUAAAGGUCACAAAUCGCGAGGCAAGCUUCUCUCUUUUUUUGCGGGUUUAGCGGAGAUCAGAGAUCACAGAACGAGCUUAGUACCACCCACUGUACCACUAUAUAUGAUUACUGGGUGACCAGGACCACCUGACAUGCGUAACAACAGCGGCUAUAAUAUCCCCGCCAGCAACAGUCUGAACAACAAUGGAGCCACUGCACCACGUUACGGCAAUGCGGACAAUUCGCUCUGCUACUACAACCUCGAUAACUGCAACCUGAUCGGCCCCGCGUGGAGCAGUCGUCAGAACUUUAAUCAGAAUCAAGUACCUAACCAGAACCACAAUCUGCCGUCGAAGCGAAUUCCCACCAAGCAAGCAGCCAGAUCGAGCUACCAUCCAUCGGCGGCCAAUUCGGCGCCGGAUUCCUCACUCUACGCCGAUGCAUUUGGCCAACAUUCCCUGGUCAGUCAGCGAAUAGCUGGCAACAAGAGCUGCGAGUACGUCUACCAGGCGGUUCGGCGAUCCGACGACCUUCAUCAUUCCAAUGGUCAGCAGUAUAAAGUGACAAGGCAAUAUGCCGCCGAAAAGGAACAGAUGUUGCUGCAGCCACACAUCGUUUACUUCGAUCCGGAGCUUAAGAAACGAAAAGCCCGAGUGGGACGUGGUUCCGCUGAUUAUCUGGACAAUAGUCCGGACCGAUAUCGGGCCGUCAAUUCCCAGUCACCAGAGCCAACCUGGGAUAACAUACUCUCGGAACGGCCGGUCCAGUAUCAGACGACUAACCAGCACUAUCAGCACUAUUUUUCAUACUUUUACAAUCGUGGAGCGGAGAAAGUGUCUAACUCCACGCUUGCCGUUGCCAAUAGCCGCAAACUGCCAAUGAGUAAGUUCCAAAAAUCCAGCGCCAGUCGCCGGGAUUCGCGAGAGGUUGAUGACACCGUCAUAAUUGGCCGAAGGAACAUUUCCGAGGACAGGAACUGGCAGAGUCCGAAAUAUGAGAAGCAAGUGCUAAAGGAGAAGUUACCGAGCAAUGAUUUGGAAGAUGAUUAUUUGGACAAUGGCUGGGGAGAGCCCGGAAACGACGAGGACUACCGGGAUAUCAAGGACGUUUACGACAAUGCAGUUGCCAUCGAAAACGGACUCGAACCGGUCCAUCGGCGCUAUUAUCGAGUGUCUGAAAACACGGCACAGGAUAAUUCGGGCGAUACUCUAAUUAAUAACAACAAUAAUGAAUUAAAGGUUAUGCGAAAGACAACGGAUCAGCCGGUGCCCCGCUUACCGAUGACGCCCAAGAGGGCCAAAGGUGGAGCCGUGUCCGCCAAGAAACAAACGCCCACGGUUCACCGAGUCCUGCUGUACAGCACGCAAAGUCCUCGGAUGGGACGCAAACAACAGUUUGCCAGCCAGCGGGUCAGUAUGAAGCAGCAGAACUCCAGGUCACUUGGUGGCGGCGACGAGGGACAAACGGUUAUAUUGCUAGAGCCGGACCUGAAAUCCGACGAGCAUCGUAAUGCCAUUGACUUUGAUCGCAACGAUGACUUUGACGAAGACGAUGACCUCGACAAUCUUUCGAAUUUCGACGAAAGCGACACGGCAAGUGUGCUGUCGGACACCGAGGAUGGUUAUCGUGCCCAUGCCUACAAGCUAACGCAUUCCACGGAUCGAUUUUCAUCACCUCAAAGCACACCCAGCUUUCUGUCGUCUCAAUCGUCUGAGGAUGAUCUUAAAAACCCGGACUCCCUCCUGGUGCCCAGUCUGUUUCCCUACGUGCCUCCCUAUUUGUCCUUCUCGUCGAACACAAAGAAAGGCCCACGCGUGCCACCGGAUCUUCAUCGAGUGCUCAAGUGGCGCAUCACCAAUAUAAUGCCAAAGGUUGUUCGUCUCAUUCUGGCCAACAGCGGGAUGCGAAUGUUGAAGAAAACCAACGAUUGGAUGGGCGUGUGGGGCAAGCACCUAAAGUCGCCGUGCUUUAAAGCCAUUCGAUCAUAUCAAAAAAUCAACCACUUACCUGGCUCAUUUCGCAUUGGACGCAAGGAUUCUUGCUGGAAGAAUCUGCAAAGGCAGAUGGGUAAGCACAGCAACAAGGAGUUUGGAUUUAUGCCGCGCACAUACAUCAUCCCCAAUGAUCUGGGUGCAUUGCGCAGGCAUUGGCCGAAGUAUGCCCAGCGGAAUACUAAGUGGAUUAUCAAGCCACCCGCAAGUGCUCGGGGUGCUGGUAUUAGAGUUAUUAACCGGUGGGGUCAGAUCCCUAAGAGAAGGCCGCUUAUCGUGCAAAAGUACAUUGAACGUCCACUUCUUAUAAAUGGAAGUAAAUUUGACUUGCGACUUUAUGUCCUCGUUACUUCAGUUAACCCCUUGAGAGUUUUUAUGUAUCACAACGGCUUGGCGCGUUUUGCUUCUGUGAAGUACAGUGCUAAGACGGACACUUUAAACGAUCGCUGUAUGCACUUAACCAACUACAGCAUAAACAAGUUCUCUUCAAACUAUUCGAAAAACGAAGAUGUCAAUGCCUGCCACGGGCACAAGUGGACCAUCAAGUCUCUGUGGACGUAUUUGGCCAACCGUGGAGUUCGAACCGAUUGUCUGUGGGAAGCUCUCCGGAGUUUGGUCCUUCGAACAAUUCUCGCUGGCGAGAAUGGCAUUAACAGCAUGAUAAGAGCAAACGUGGAAUCCAAAUACAGCUGCUUCGAGCUGUUUGGCUUUGAUGUAAUUUUGGAUUCGGAUCUGGUUCCUUGGCUCUUGGAAGUGAAUAUAUCGCCCAGCUUACACUCGGAACUGCCUUUAGAUGCCCAUGUUAAAGCGCCUUUAGUGCAGGGCGUUCUCAACACGGCACUGUACAACGUACCUCCAAAACUGUCUUUGGAUAAGCAAAAAGAACUGGCUGCUGAAUUUUCCUUUCCUCCUGGCACACAGAUGUGCUACGAUAAACGGCUUUACAUUAACUAUUUGUCUCGCGAAGAGAAGGUCAAACAUAACACUUUCACAAGAAAAUCAAUGGAGGAUCGCAACGAGUAUGUUAAUGCGAUCUUGAAUAAUCUAACUCCCGAUGAUGUGCGGUGCCUUAUCAUAGCCGAGGAUGAACUAGCGCGCUGUGCACCCUUGGAGCGUAUCUUUCCUACAGAUCAAACCCAUAAGUACCUUAAAUACAACGACAGUCCGCGGUAUUACAACCGCCUUUUGGAUGCCUGGGAAUCCCGCUACGCUAACAAUCGUACGGAGGGCAUUGCGUUGUUGCGCGACUAUUGUCAAAAUAAAUAUCAUCUUCAAGUCCCAACACCUCCAGCCAAAAAGGACUCGAACGAUGAAGGUGUGACCCUAGCGACGCCAAAAACUACAAGAGAUGAAAAUGAAUCCUAACUCUGCAUUUUCAGUUUUUCACCAGACCUAGACCUAAAAAUUCCGUCAGAAACAACAUUUUUAUACUGAUGAGCGCUCUGUUUGGCCUGCAGCAUAUCUUUGAUUUUUAAAUAUAAUAUUAGGAUUGCAACGGUACUGCACGUGUUCAGCAACCAUUGAAAUUGAUAUGUAAUACUAAUAUAUUUAGUAAAAGUUAUACAGUGAAUUAUUAAAUUAAAUGUUAACUAA